AUGUCUAAUUCACUCUUAUUGAGAUUGUUUACUUCUGAGUAUUUCAAUGCUUGGAUUGCUAUUUCUUAUCUAUUCAAAUACCCUGAUAACGUUGGAAUACAACAUUAUUUAUGCUCUCAACUAAAGAAAUUCCCAGUCAAUGAAAUUGAGUUCUUUUUACCUCAACUCAUUCAUAUACUCAUCACAAGACCAACUGAGGCUGUUGCUGUUGAAGCUUACUUGGUCAAUGCAUGUGAAAGAUCAACUCAUAUGGCCAUUAUGAGUCUCUGGUAUCUACAAGCAUACCUUUCAGAUUUAUCAACCAACCCAACCAAUCCUUCAUUUCAACUAUGCAAACGAGUAUUAAACCGAUGUCAGGCUAUUUUAUUCGCAGCUGAUAAUCCACUAGAGGAAGCUCAAAGAGUGCAUGAACACGUUGCACCUGCCUUCGUUGGCAUAGGCGCUUUACUCGCCGCUAUUGGUCUACCCGCUGCUGCCAAACCGAUCGGAAACCUUGCGAUCGCUCAGGGUCGAAUGAUCCACUUUCACACUGACGAGGACCAUGUUGUCCACACUCACAAGUUUACAGCCACAUUAGAGGAUUUACAUCGAGGAAAGGCGUUUACUCGACUGAGACGAUCUCGAAAGAUCACGCUUGUAUCACAUGAUGAAAACGCACCCUCUCAGCUACUGACAGAUAUGGAGAACAUGAAAGUCAUGGCUCAGUCCUCUGUACCUACCAGUCAGGACGUCAUGUCGUUACCUCAAUCGCCUGUCUCACGCAGCUCGUCCUUUGACGAGGAUCGUGUCUUGCUUCGUUCCAAUUACUUUCGUUCCGAGAUGCAGUUCCUUCUGGCCCUUGUCGAUAUCGCCACUCGACUGGUAAUUGUGCCUAAGCCAGCCAGACAGAGUGCGCUUCAUGCUGAACUUACCUUGCUCAACCACAAUUUACCUGCGGAGAUCUGUUUACCCCUUUGGUGUCCAGCUACAGACGAUAGACCUUUUCAUCAUCGCGUUGUGCGCAUCAGUCCUACAGACGCCGUUGUCUUGAACUCUGCAGAAAGGGCACCGUAUCUGUUGAUGAUCGAAGUAUUGGAUGACGAACUCAGUCUGGACCCACUCAGUCAAUCCAAACAAUGUCAAACGGUUGACCUCGACCCACCCAUCGAGACAGAAGAGACGCCAGUUGUGGAAAGUGAUACCUCGGCAGCCCCUCUUCCUGCAUUUGAUGCCGAAGAAUUUGCAGAAAAGAUGAAGACAGCUGCCAUCCUUCUCGCUCAACUUCAGCAUGACCCCAAUCCUGAACGUGACACGAUCCGUCAAAAGAUCAUUGCCGAAAUGGUCGCUCUAGAAGAGGAUCGAUUGGCCAAGAUGACAGCAGGUAUUCAUGUUGAUAGUAAACACACACUCGAUUACCAGGUUGCUCUCGAUCGUGAAGAUCCCAGUGCAGCUGUCUUUUCCGAAUCUUGGAGUGUAAAAAGAGAGCGUAUUCGGGCUUCAUCGCCUUAUGGCCAUUUACCAAAUUGGCGAUUGAUCUCGGUCAUUGUCAAACAUGGAGCGGAUUUACGUCAGGAACAGUUGGCUGUGCAAUUGAUACGUGAGAUGCAAAAGAUUUGGCAGGAUACACAUGUCGAUGUCUGGGUGCAAUAUAUUCGAGUCUUGGUCACCUCAGAUCAUUCAGGGUUGAUUGAAACCGUAAAGAAUUCAAUUUCAAUUCACUCGAUCAAGAAGGAAGCCUAUACUAAAAAAUGGAAUGAAGAAGGAUCUGUGUUUACACUCAAGGAUUAUUAUAUCAAGAAAUUUGGACCAGAACAUAGCGAAGGGUUCAAAAGGGCUCAAGAUGCAUUCAUGCGAAGUUUAGCAGGAUAUUCAAUCGCAUGCUAUUUGAUGCAGAUCAAGGAUCGACAUAAUGGCAACUUACUGAUUGAUGAUCAAGGCCACAUUGUCCAUAUCGAUUUUGGUUUCAUUCUUUCAAACUCACCAGGGUCUGUUGGCUUUGAAAUGGCACCUUUUAAACUUCCCCAAGAAUACCUCGAUCUUUUAGGCAACAAGUUUGGUGAAUAUAAAUCACUGAUGAAAGCUGCAUUCUUGGCUGUUCGUAAACACUGUGAUAAUAUUUUAUUAUUAACCGAAAUGAUGUCAAAAGACUCUAAGCUGCCUUGUUUUCAACAUCAUGGCGCACUGUCGCAACUCAAGGAGAGGUUCCAGCUGCAUCUGACAGAUACACAAGUAGAAUCGUUUGUAGAUAAAUUGAUCAUGAGUAGUUGCUGUAAUGUAUUUACUAGACUUUAUGAUACUUUUCAAUACUAUUCACAGGUACAAGAAAAAAGUAUUAAAAAAAGAGAGGUAUAUUUAUUAUUUUGUGUAGGGAAUAUUGUAAAAUAA
Messenger RNA from Rhizopus microsporus ATCC 52813, 2364 nucleotides. Its product is annotated as kinase-like protein. Gene Ontology annotation, biological process: phosphatidylinositol phosphate biosynthetic process; phosphatidylinositol-mediated signaling. Gene Ontology annotation, molecular function: 1-phosphatidylinositol 4-kinase activity. Bases 1 to 2364 code for a protein of 787 amino acids. Gene Ontology annotation, cellular component: cytoplasm; membrane. Lineage: Eukaryota; Fungi; Mucoromycota; Mucoromycetes; Mucorales; Rhizopodaceae. The record is from RefSeq and is a predicted model, not a curated record. The transcript is spliced from 6 exons.